ACCGGCGGGGCGGAGGCAGGGCUCGAGUACGGCGCGGCGCCGCGAGGCAGCCUCGCCCGUCAGCCGCGCAGCCAGCCCCGGCCCGAGGGGAGCAGCCCCCAUGGCUGACCGGAGCCUGAUCGAGGGCGCCGAGCCCUUCCCGCGCAGGGAGGAGGCUCCGGAGUGGGGCUACGAGGAAGGGGUCGAGUGGGGGCUGAUUUUUCCCGAUGCCAACGGGGAGUACCAGUCGCCCAUCAACUUGAACUCGAGAGAAGCGAAAUACGACCCCUCGCUCCUGGAAGUGCGCCUGUCGCCCAACUACGUCGUGUGUCGCGACUGCGAAGUGAUUAACGACGGGCAUUCCAUUCAGAUCGCCCUCAAGUCCAAAUCAGUGUUAAUAGGUGGGCCGUUACCUCGAGGACAUGAGUUUGAACUACACGAUGUUCGAUUUCACUGGGGGAGAGAAAACCAGCGUGGUUCUGAGCACACAGUUAAUUUUAAAGCCUUUCCCAUGGAGCUUCAUCUAAUGCACUGGAACUCCACACUAUACAGCAGCAUUGAUGAAGCGGUAGGGAAGAAGCACGGCAUAGCUAUCAUUGCUUUAUUUGUACAGAUAGGAAAAGAGCAUGUAGGCCUAAAGGCUGUAACUGAAAUUCUGCAGGACAUCCAGUACAAGGGAAAGUCCAAAACUAUACCCUGUUUUAAUCCCAACUCUUUAUUACCAGAUCCUCUACUGCGUGACUACUGGGUGUAUGAGGGCUCCCUAACAAUUCCACCCUGCAGCGAAGGUGUCACCUGGAUUUUAUUUCGCUAUCCUUUGACUGUGUCCCAAGUGCAGAUAGAGGAAUUUCGUAGACUGAGGACACAUGUUAAGGGUGCAGAACUUCUAGAGGGCUGUGAUGGAAUCCUAGGAGAUAACUUCAGACCAACUCAGCCUCUUAGCGACAGAGUCAUCAGGGCUGCAUUUCAGUAGCAGAAGAGGAAAAACAACAAAAAUAAAUCUUUAUUAAUAAUGAUGUACCUUCUAAAGUACCUUCUAAACCAAACAGUGAAUCUUGUCAAAACCAGCGCAGAUACAGGAGGAGACUAAUUAAUUAAUUUCUCUUAUGGCUAAUUUUUCACAUUAUUUUAUUCAUCAAAGUAGUUGCUUCUUGUCCUCAGUGAUGGUUUUAGCCUUCAUUGGCUCAGAGACCAAGAAUGACUUUGAAUUCGGUGCAGAAUAGCAAGUGCACCUGGGAACCUGAAUUAUGCACACUUCAGUUAGUAAAACCGCCAUGUAGAGCUCCCCUGGCUUCUAUCAAUUACAACAUAAAUUCCCUCAGUAUUCAACAGUUACACCUAAAGCUCAUUGCACUUAGGUAAUCAAUGCUUUACUAUAAUGAAAACUCCAGUAAUGAGAUUCUUAGAGUUAAAUUUAAGAAAGUAGUGAGUCAGAGACCAGCAUUUAUGGUUGAUUUUGUAAUAAAUGUGGCUCCACCUUGAUAUCAAUAGCAUGAAAGUUUAUCUAGGAAAUGUUCAAGAAAAGUGUGAAUCCUCUCACUCUUUCUUUAAUACGUCCAACUGCAUUUUAUCAUAUUAAUAACUAUGCUACAAUAAACUAUUUAAAAAUACAAAGCGUAAAUUACUCAUCAUCACCCUAUUUAUUGGUGGAAUUAAUUAUAUAGUGACUUCACUUUUGCUAUCUGCCGUAUGCUCAUAAGAUAACUAAUUUACCCAGAGUUUCACCUGGAAUCAUGCUGCUGAAAAGUUCUUAAUAUACACUGUCACAGAAUCACAGAAUUGUAGGUGUUGGAAGGGACCUGCAGAGGUCAUUGAGUCCAACUCCUCUGCUAAAGCAGGUUCCCUCCAGGAGGUCACAGAGGUAGACAUCCAUAUGGUCUUGAAUAUCUCCAUAGAAGGAGUCUCCACAACCUCUAUGGGCAGCCUGUUGCAGUGCUCCAUCACUCUGACAAUAAAGAAGUUCCUCCCUGUAUUAGUGUGGAACUUCCUGUGUUCCAAUUUCUGUUCUCCACUGACAGGACUCUGCCCCCAUCAACUUGACUCUUGUACUUCAGGUAUUUAUAGACAGUUAUGAGAUCCCCUCUCAGCCUUCUCUUCUCCAGACUGAAGAGUCCCAACUCUCUCAGAUUUUCUUUGUACGGGAGAUGCUCCGGGCCCUUUUAUCAUCUUUGUCGCUCUCUGCUGUACUCUUUCUAGGAUAUAACUGUCUUUUAUGAACUGAGGAGCUCAGAACUAGACACAAUAUUCCAGAUGUUGACCUCACCAGGGCAGAGUAGAGGGUCCCUCGACCUGCUAGCUGUACUCUUUUUAAUGCACCCCAAGAAACCAUUGGCCUUCUUGGCUACAAGGGCACACUACAGGCUCAUGGUCAACCUUUUGUUCACCAGGACACUCAGGUCCUUCUCUACAGAACUCCUCUCCUGCAGAUCAGCCCCUAACCUGUACUGAUACAUGAGGAUAUUCCUUUCCAAGCACAAGACUACACUUAAUCUUGCUGAACCUCAUCAGGUUCCUAUCUCCCCAGCUCACUAGUCUGCCCAAGUUUUGCUGAAUGGCAGCAUAGCCUUCUGGUAUGUCAGUCACUCCUUCCAGCUUUUUAUCAUCAGCAAACUUGCUCAGGGUGGACUCUGUCCCUUAAUCCAGAUCACUGAUGAAGAUGUUGAAUAAGAAUGGACCCAGCACCAACACCUGGGGAACACUUGCUACAGGCUUACAACUCUGCACCAUUGACCACAACUCUCUGAGGUCUCUCAGCCAGUCAGCCAGUUCUCUUGUACAGUAAAUUCAUGCCCUAUCUUGGUCAAUGAUGGAAGUUCUUAAUUCACUUCAGGCUCUGUUGUGGAGUUAAGUCUCUUUAGACUGUGCUCUGUUUCCAGCACCCAACUUCAUAUAAAGUUAACAAAUGAUCAGGCAGCAGAUAACCCCUAAAAAAGAUUAAUAAUUCAGUACUUCCAAAAAUGGAUCCAUUAAAGCCUAGUGGGAAGAUUAUCUUUCCUCCUGCAUGUGACAAAUUAUUAAAUGGUCUGGGACAGUGGCCAACAAUUUCAUGAUCUUUUGAUAUAGUGUAAGCAUUCAAUAUAAUAUUUAGUAUCAGCACACCAGAAGUUAAGCAAAGAAAGCAAAAUACUAGUCCUUUUAUUAAUACUGUUUUCUCAUUCACAUAUUUGAUUUGGGGCAUAUCCCUAAGCUCAAUUCUCAAUUAAAUGGUUCUCUACAGUCAGAGAAUGUCAUCACUUUAAUCUUGAAAUGGAUGAUUCAGAUUCAUCCAGGCUUCUGCAUUAAAAUUAUUUCGGAAAAUCAUAGCAAUAUUAAAGUACAAUUUUUCUCGGAGAAUGAAUAGUGCCCUCAGGCCAGUGCAGGUAAUUCAAGUCUGUAACAGUGAAAUUACUUGACAUGCUGUCUUUGAAUUUUAAGCAUGAAAUAGUUUCCCUUUACAAUGUUGGAACUGAAAUGUGAAAAUUUCCCUUUUGAUUUUUUUUUUUACAUUUUACAUAUUACAUUUGUUGAUACUUACAAGGGAUUGUUUUAAACAACAAGUUUUAUCUUGGCCAUGCAUCACAAAAUAAUCUGAAGUUUUAAUUCCCAAAUGAUGGAAUUUUUAAUGUGAAGUAGUAGUAUAUGCCGUUGGGCUAUGCUAAUUACAGACUUUAGGGCAUUGAGAAGGAACUGUGAAUCUGGUCAUUGUGUACCUCACAGAAGAAAUGGGCACUUCGGUCUCUACACCUGAUUGAAUUGUUUAUCAGAAAUUAAUUUGGCCAGGGCUUCCUUUUAGUUUUGGGUACAUCAGUCAAAAACAGUAGCAAACCAAUUAAAGGCUGGAAAUACGUUCCUGCUAUUGAUUUUGCCUCUGGGGAGGUGGGAGCUAGGUAUGUGAAGUCUAAAAGGAAAUGGUGUGGCUUUCAUCACCUCCAUUCUACAGAAAGAGGGAGAGAAGGAAAUAAUUUUACUAUUUUUUAUUGCUUUCCUCAUGCUGUUCUCUCCAGGAGGAAGGUGUUGAGGAGCAAUAGGUCCCCAUGUAAACCUCAGACAUUCUCAGAAAAGAUACACUUCCUCCUUCCUAGGAAUAGGUUAUGACCUUCAGCUGGAGCUUCUAACGUGGACUGAAUAUUCCUACGAAGAUCCAGUAGCAGAUAGGGAAGUAAUAGUUUGCAGGGUGGGACGUGCAUGGUAAUCCAAGAGGGAGUGUUUCUUGCUUUCAAAGAGGAGAUUUUAUUUGAAAGCUUUGGUAUGUCUUAAUUAUUGCAAUUCCAAACAUACUGGUGGACUUCUUUUCUGACAUGAUGUCCCUCUGCCAAGGCUGCUGGAACACCUGUCUGAAGAGAUUUCAGUAUUUUCUCUUUUAUUCCAAAUAACUGUGGUGCAGCCUCUUGAAGAACCUUGAGAAACAUUUGUUUUCUGUGACCUCCUUGCUCUGUCAAGGAAAGGAGACAAAUGUUUCCAUAUAGGUGGUGUGUACACUAGAGUAGAGAAGGGUUGUGUAAAAGGUCUAGUUAGUUUUGACUGAAUCAGAGUGCAGGCUUUAUGCAUGCCAAGCUCAUAAAUCCUCGGCUUUGACUGAAACCUUGACAGGAUUGAACCCUUUGUGGCUUAUGAUCAAAUAGCAUGUGUUGAUAUUUGAUGCAAUUUGUGGUAGCUUGUUGAAUUGAAGGCAGAGAUGACACAAUGAUAUAUCACAGCAUGUAAUCCCAGGUAAAGAGAUUUUUUUUUUUUUUUGGUGUUCUCUUAUCAUAAGAGAGACCAGAUCUCAAAAUAACUGCCUCUAGUUCUGGAGGAAGAUUUGUUUGGGCUCACAAGGGGGUACUAAGGAAGAGGACGCUGCAGGUAGAAAUUUAUAGCUUCACUGCUUUUUUUAACCUGAUUGACAUUAGGAUUAGUUUGUUGCUGGUCAGUUUGCCUCUUUUGACUCUACUUUUCUACUGAAAAUGCCUGGAGUUAAUGAAUCUGUGAGAUCUGCUUUGUGGAUGUUUUUGAAAUACAGUACAGACUAGCCUUCACAUCCUUUUUUUAGUGCAGUUGUUGAAAAUUUCAUUUCUGUUUCCAUAGGAAAAAAAGAAGGAAGAACUUCUUUUUUUCUUGCUUAUAACCUAUUUUAAUCACAUCCACUAAUGACAAAGCCAAUCAGGUGGUAAGAAAUUUGGAGGGAAAGCUUGGUGCCGAUUUGCUUUCAGGCAUGGAAAGUGAAAAAAAUGUUUUCAGUUUAGGCUGAAGAGCAGUAGAAACACAGAAUAGUUGUGGUUGGAAGGGGCCUCUGAAGAUAUACUAGUCUGAUCAACUGCUCAAAGUGUCAGCUACAGUGUACUGCUCAGGGCCAUGUCCAGUUGGGUUUUGAAUAUUUCUAUGGAUAGAGAUCUCACAACAUUUUUGGGCAACCUGUUCUUUUAUUUGACUAAAAAAGAUUUUUCCUAAGCUUGAAUGAAAUUUUCUGCAUGUAAAUUUGUGUGCGUCGCCUCAUGCAUUCACUGGGUAACACCGAAGAGUCUGAUGCCAUCUUUUGUGCUUCAUCUCUUAAGGUGUUUAUGCACUUUGAUACGAUCUGUCUGGAGACAUUUCUUCCUGAGGCUAACCAGUACCAACCCUCUCACCCUCUCUUAUGACAGAAAUCCCAUAAUCAUCUCAGUGGCCUUUUGCUGGACUGUCACCAGUAAGUCCAUAUUUCUCUUGAACUGGGGGAACCUAGGACUGGACCCAGCAGUCCAGAUUUCUCACCAGUGCAGAGUAAACAUGAAGUAUCACUUAUCUUGACUUGCUGGAAACGUACUCCCUAGUGCAUCCCAAGAGGCUGUUGCCCUUCUUUGCUCCAUGGGUGCUUUGUUGGCUUAUGUUCAACUUGCUUUCUAGAAGAACCCCCAGGUCCUUUUCUGAAAGAAAAGAGAGAAAGGAUAGUGCUGUGACCCCUCGAUAUUACCACUAGAUUUUUGGUAUUUGAUACUUCACUGAUAGUCCUUGCUAUGGGUGUCAGGCUAUUUCUUGAUAAUCUCAUGUGAUCUUGGAAAAAGGUUUGCUGUUCUUACUAUUCUACCAGAAAGCUUAAAAGUGGGGACAACAAAUGCAACCCCUCCUAGAAAUCAAAUAAAGAAAACCUUAAAUCUACCAUUUUAUUAACUUGGGUUCUGAUGCACUGUUUUAAAAUAUGUGAAUUGUCAGUAUUUUCAAAAUUUCUUGUAUUUUGGGGCAUUACAUAAAUACCUUUCCUGUAAUGUAUUUUUUUCACUGAGGUAUUACUUGUGAUUUCCAAUAGUUUUGUUACUCUUUUUAUAAUCCUUGUUGCUUUAUAUGUAAUUGAUUUGAUAGACAUGCUUCCAUUGCAUCAGCGGAACGGCUUAAUCUGUGAAUGAGCAACAUGUCUGUUUUCAAAUAGCUGAAUAUCAGCUUGAGUUGACAGUGAUACUGAAUUCAUUGUGGCAUGCCUCUGUAUCUAUAUCACCUUGCAAACCUAGCUAUGUAAGCAUGAUUCCAUACAUAUUAUAAUUAAAUGGUUUUGCUCCCAUUUACUAAGAGAAGGCCAGAUAAGUGCCCAGUACUGAAGUCACAGAAAUCAAGAAGAUUCUUUGAAUAGUAGGUAGUAAGACCUAAUUCUAAAAAGUAAUUUGCUUAAACAGUAUGGAAAUAAUAUUUUCUCUUGAAAGUGGUAGACUUUAUUUUCAACUGAGCAUAAGCAGUAAACAAAGUAAUUUAAUCUCCUGUUAAAUUGGAGAUUUAGACAGAUUGGCUAUCUUGAAUUGACAUGUCCCAGACACAGCUUAUUUCAUUUUCUAUCCAUAAAUUAAAGAUUGUAUUUUAGCUAGCUAUCUACAUUACUUUGUUCUCCUGAACCUUUUUUUUUUUUUUUUUUUUUUUGCAUGUCUGAUUUAGAAACUCCUGAAAAAGCAUCCAAUUUUAUGUACAUAGGUCUGAAGUACAGGAAGGAUUUAUUUAGGGUGGGAUGGACAGACACUACAUGCCUGAUACUGUAGAGACUGUAUAAUAUUGUGAGGUAUGAGCAGACAAGCAGAAAUUGGCACACCAUGAGGGUCACAGUGUAGACUAAGGAGGGAGGACAAUGUGGUGACUUCAUCCAGUGGAUUCUGUGAAUGAGUAGUAUGAACUGCUCCCUUCCCCAGGACACUGAACAAGGGAUCAAGGUGGCCAGUUUGGAGUGAGCUAUUACUAAAAAACUAGUGGUACAUUCCCCCCUUUGCAUCUUUGUGCACUGUAUCAUGGCAGUAGAAUUCAGAAUAUGAAUGGGCAUUCAAAUAGGGAUUGAGCUGUGGAGCUGUGCCUUGUCUUCGAGAAUGGAGUUGAGGGAGGCCUGAUGUUCAUAUUUCUUUACCUAAGCAGAUCUCAGUGAACUUCACCUUUGAAAGGAGCUUCUCAUUACCAAUCAGUAUGUCUUUACUCUCUUACCAGUAGCUUUUGCGGUUCCUGAAGCUCACAAACAAGUUGCUCUGAGGAAGUUAUAGCACUUAGGACUUUUAUGCUUUCCUGUUGCAUUGAUCCAGAGCUGGAGUGAGCUUUCAGCAGCCAUGCAUCGUUAUGUUAUUGUGGCUAUUCUCUUUUUCCUGAUUUAGAAGAAAAAAAAAACACAAAACCUCCGGAGAUUAUCAACACAAAUUCUUUAGAAAUACAAAUACUGAUUUCCUAGAUGUGAUGAUGUGUAAAUAUUUAUGCUGCCUUUCAGCAAGUGAUUUUUCAUCUGCCAUUAUUUGUCUUCAUGAUUUCAAAUUUGGUGCUUGAAACGAUUGGUGUAAUUGUUGAGUUUCAGUCUUCAAAAGUCACACAGCACACACGGAGUCAUGGCUAUCAACAAUACCUACUAUUGUUCUUAAGUAGCAUGCCCAGCAGAUUGCUGCCACUUCAGAGUACUUGAGAAUGUACUUACAUUGGAGUGCAUGACUACAGGACCGAGGACCAAACACCUUAGGCUUGUGAGCCACUCACUGUAAUCAGAGAGCUACUGGAAGCAUUCCAAAACCUUUGGAACAUUCAGGAGAUGAAGAGCUUCAGGAGUGGCUGAAAGCCACCUACCUUUUCAGGUGGCUUCCCCCUGCUUGGUUGCAAUAGAAGGAAAUGGGGUGUACAUUCACACUGCAGGUGAAAGCUGUAAUGCCAGCCUAACUUGUUUUCCCAUUGAUAGGAAUUCUAAUUCAUAAGCAGCAUAAUACUUUUGUUGCCUGUGUGGCAUGCCUCUGACACAAGAGAAACAAUUUAAGGAUUCAGUAGCCACAAGCAGUCCAUCAUGGCAGUGAUCAUAGACUGAUCAUUGUUUUAGUAGAAAUAUAUGUCAUUUCCAGCCCAGAGCAUCUGUAAAGGGAGUGACUAAGCCAUAAGUGAGGAAUAAAAUAAUGUUGAGAUGUACUUGUUUCCAGAGCAAGGACCAUAUUGGAAUGGUCCUUGUUAAGUCAUUUUCAGAGCUCUUUUUAGAAAUACAUAAAUAUUAGUGGAGAAAUGGAAAAGAGUUGAAAUCUCUUAAUACACACAAAAAGGAGCAAGAUAUUGUGCUUCCUUUUCAAAGCUAAACAGAGUCAUAGGGUAGCCUAGGAAUCAAACCUCUGCUAUGUGCUUCAGAUAAGAUACUCCACAUUGACAAAAGCUCCCAAAUUUCUUGGUAUACGGCCCCGUAUCAACACCACACAUUCUUUGCUAUCCACAAUGCACUGUUAUCAGCCUUUUUAUGAAAAACAUUCUGAUCGUAUAGUUUCCAGCUGCUUACCAUAACUCAUGUGUGGUUUAUGCACUACUGUUUGGAAACUGAUAAUGUAGCCAGGAGCUCCUGUCAUAAAAAAACUUCCUCACAGAAUAAUUAUUGCCAAUUUAAGCACAAAAGCAUGGCUCUGAAAGCACACACACACAGAAGCUCUGCCAUGUUGUAUUCACUUACAGGGAAAAUGCUGCGGAUUGCAUUGAGGUAAAGUGGUUAAAAACAUAAAUCAUUUCUAUUCAAACUGCACCUGAUUUUUAAAGUGUAGAGAUUCUAGAUUAUUAUGUAACAGCUCUCAAAUGUUAAGUAUACUAGGACAUACAAGUACAUGUGUAUGACUACAGACAUAAAGAAGAAAGCCUACAACAUAUAUGCUUUCUUCUACAGUGUUGUACAACGUUGCAAAGUGGGAGUACACUUUGUUUUGUCGUAAUGAAAUCACAAAGGAAGUUUUAAUGACAAUAUUUUUACUCUAUUGGAACUGAGAAUGCAGGUAUUUACAGAUUUUUAUUCUUACUGGAAUUUGUAAUUCUAAUCCUGUGUGGAUGAAAACAGUGCAGUGAACACAUGCAUACAAACUCAUGCUUAACAGACAACAGUAUUCUGGAAUAAAUACAAAACCUGACCAAGUUGCUUGAGUCACUGAAAAUAUUUUUGUAACUGAUAAUUCUCACUCAGGGAGUGAGAAAUGUGUACCAGAAGUGAAUGUUAUUAGCUGUAUUUUAUCACUAACUCCAGAUUUUGUGGCAGAACAGUGCUACAAAGCAGAACUUUCUGUAAUUUUUAAAGCCUUUUUUAUCCAAUCCCCUGAGCUCAAGAGAAGCAAAGGUACUUUUGUUAGCUUGAUAUUGUUAAACACCCACAAAGCUAGAAGUACACUCAAUAAAUUAUGAACUUCAUGGAAAGAAUUGCGAAUUGUUGGAAGAAACAUAAAGGUUUAUAAGGUAGUGGGAUUUCUUUUCUGAGAUGCUCUGAAUCCAUGCUUGGUAAUACUUUCAGGUGCUGACUUUAGGAAAAUGAAGAAUAAUGGUAAUGUGUAGUCAGUGCUGAAAGUGAUUUUGCUACUCAUGUCCAUUGAAGUUUUUUUUUAACUCUUAAUGAGCUUUUUAGUUUAGCUAUUUUUAAGAGGGAGAAGACAAGAUGCUUCUAAGAAAAAUACAAACACCGUGGAGACAUUGUAUAUGACAGUAGUGGUAAGGAAAAUGGUAAGACAAAGGAAGAUGAAAAGCUCUCCAGAAAGAAGAUCGACUACUUUUAAGUAGCAGAAGAAAGUUUUUGAUCUCGUAUAACGGUUUUGGCCUAAGGCUGCUCCAGUGUGGCAUCUUAUUUCCUCCCUAUCAGAUGAAAAGGCAUGUUUUCAUGCCCAUCCUAUUUCAUUUCUUUGUAUUUCAUUUAUAUGCACUUUUCCUGCACUUCCAGAAGACUGAAAAGUAAUCUUUUUUGCUGAAGUUUUCUUCUAUCUUUUUUCUUUUUUAAAAUAUGUUGUAUUACUAUGGGAACCCUGGAACCUUCAGUUCUU
Molecule: messenger RNA, 10175 nt
Organism: Gallus gallus (chicken)
Lineage: Eukaryota; Metazoa; Chordata; Aves; Galliformes; Phasianidae
Gene: CA8
Product: carbonic anhydrase 8
Exons: 9
Coding region: 101-952 (283 amino acids)
Molecular function (GO): carbonate dehydratase activity; zinc ion binding
Source: RefSeq, a predicted model, not a curated record